AUGGUGUUGCGUUUUCAGGUGGUCGAAACAACUCACUGUACAGUGAACCAGGCGGAAAUUGCAUUGUAUGACAACAACAACGAUGUACAGGAGGCGGUUAAUGCAAUCCUGGAGGACAACUACCCGGACGAGAAUGUUUGGCAGGAGCAGAAGAGCAGACGAGCGAAACGAGCCGAAGCGGCCGAGGAGAUGAAUAAAAACGAGGAAUCGAACUCGUCGCACCGAAACCGCACAACGAACAGCACACGCGGCACAAACAACUAUGGUUAUGGUCGAGGACGAGGUACAGAACGAGGUCGAGGAGGUUACCGAGGUGGCCGAGGUGGCGGCGGUCGUGGUUAUGGUCGAGGACGAGGUACAGAACGGGGUCGAGGAGGUUACCGAGGUGGCCGAGGUGGCGGCGGUCGUGGUUCGUAUCGCGGUGGAUACCAGCAGACCUCGUCAUCAUCACAGCAGCAGCAACAGCAGCAGGGCCUGUUCAGCUGCAACGUGGGAAGCAAUGUAUGGGAUAAUUCGCAAGCACUAAAAAUCGACAUGGCGAAGGAUUGGACGAACGCAGCCGCCACUAUGAUCGAUGAUAGUGCCGAAGACACGGAAUGGGUACGUUCUUAUACGUUACGGUGUCCCGGUUCUUGUAAGCAUCCCGGCACAAAAAUUUGGCAUUUUUAG
Messenger RNA from Gongylonema pulchrum, 669 nucleotides. NCBI's taxonomy places the organism in Eukaryota, Metazoa, Nematoda, Chromadorea, Rhabditida, Gongylonematidae. The record is from the annotation of a GenBank genome assembly.